Messenger RNA from Thalassophryne amazonica, 5857 nucleotides. RefSeq names its product cortactin binding protein 2 (gene cttnbp2). Gene Ontology annotation, cellular component: glutamatergic synapse. Gene Ontology annotation, biological process: regulation of synapse organization. The transcript is spliced from 23 exons. Gene Ontology annotation, molecular function: protein binding. The record is from RefSeq and is a predicted model, not a curated record. The coding region runs from base 51 to 4931 and encodes 1626 amino acids. NCBI's taxonomy places the organism in Eukaryota, Metazoa, Chordata, Actinopteri, Batrachoidiformes, Batrachoididae.
UAACGCGUGCCGGAUGCGCCCUCACUCCAGCAGACCGCUCCAGCACGAAGAUGGCGUCGGAGGGAGCCAGCGGAGAGAAGCCUCCUCCUCCUCCUGCUCCUGUUCCGGUGCAGACGUUGGCUACCACCGCGCUGGGGAGCGUCGACACGAAAUGUGAUUUCAACAUGGAUAACCUGAGCAAACCGGAGCUCCUCACACUGUUGAGUAUCAUGGAGGGAGAGCUUGAGGCCCGAGACCUGGUCAUAGAAGCCCUAAGGGCACAAAGGAAGGAGGUGUUUCUCCAAGAACGCUACGGCCACUACAGCUUGACUGACCCUUUCUUGGCCCUUCAAAGGGACUUUGAUUGUGGUGGUCCUGGUACAGACAAAGACCGGCAAGCCCUGGGCUCCAGUCCUAUCUCCGUCCUUGAAGCAGUCAUGGCCCACUGCAGGAAGAUGCAGGAGCGCAUGUCAGCCCAGCUCGCCGCUGCCGAGAGCCGCCAGAAGAAGCUGGAGAUGGAGAAGCUACAGCUUCAGAGUCUAGAGCAGGAGCACCGCAAACUGACCGCACAACUUAAAGAUGAGCGUGAGAAGAAUAAGCACAUUGUUAUGAUGCUGGUCCGUGAGUGCAAGCAGCUUGCCACACGGGUGGUGGAGGAAUCGCAGAGGUUUGAUGAGUUUCAGGCUCGUCUUGACGAAGAGAGUCGCACUUCUGGACGUCUACAGGAAGAACUGAACAGUGAGCGUCAGCGGAGCCAGCAGAUAGAGGCCAAAAUGGAAAAACAGCUGUCAGAGUUUGACACAGAGCGGGAACAGCUCCGUGCCAGGCUGGGCCGUGAGGAGGCUGAGAGCCAGAGUCUACGCCAGCAUGUGGAGCAGCUCAGGACUCAUCGGGUCAGUAGGAAGGACAGCACUACUGUCACCCAACCUGCUGCUGUUGCUUCUACUGGAGCAGAACAUGCCGCUGCCAGCAGUAUACCUACCAAGGUUAAAGUUGUAACUUCAGUUUCUGUGGCCACAGAACCCAUUGACUCUCGGACAGCAUCCUGCCAAACUGACUUGCCCCCCACUGAGGUGGAGGGUCCCAAGAAAACGCCUCUUACAAUACCCAUUAAACCAACUCCUGCAAACUAUGUAGGUCUGAGUCUGCCAAAGUCAGCUGGUCGGGGGAUCACUCACAGCAGCUCAGGAGGACCGACGCAGACAGAAAAUGGCUCAGAGGGCCAAGCCCCACAUGGCUUACCCAGUGGGGUCAGCCCACGUGUCCAGGCAGCCCGCUACAAGUUCCAGGAACAGGACCAAAAUGGUACAGCCUCCCAAAGUCCUCCAUCCCGUGACCUUUCUCCCACCAAUCGUGAUAACUUUGCCGCCAAGCAGCAAGCGCGCCAUACUGUCACACAAGUCCUUUCUCGCUUCACAAGCCCUCCAGCGGGGGGUGCUGGGUCCCUGCGCCCGAGCCUGCCACACUCUGCCUCAGAGGGAGGUCCCUUUCCAAGCCGUCUGAGUCAUCCCAUUGGCCUCAAGUCCCCCACAGUGGCCAGGAUCGAUCGAGGAAACCCUCCCCCUAUCCCUCCUAAAAAGCCUGGGCUUUCCCAGACCCCUUCUCCUCCCCAUCCACCCAUCAAGGUGGUGGGGGACAGCAGCCGCUCCCCUGGGGCUGGCCUAAAACCAACAACACCCCAGCUACCACCCAAACCAGCCCUUGACCUGGUCCCAGCCCUGACGGCCUCUCAGGUGGGUGCCUGCCCCCGUUCCCACUCCCAGGGAUCCGGUUGGGGGCCUCAGCAGCAGCCGGCAACAGCAUGCGCAGAGUCUCCCCCCAUCAUCAGUCCUGCCAUCACUGUCUGUAGUUCAUCCAUAAACCCCCCCUCCUCCACCUCCUCAGUUAGUGCUCCAUCCUCCUGUAGCUGCUGUGCCUCAGCAGACAGGCCCCUGGCAACAGCAUCAGGCUGGUGUCCCUCCGUAGUCCCCUCUUUAAGUGGCGGUGGGCCUGCUGCCCUGGACGGUGGGCACCCCCUGCUCUUCCAAGCUGCUUCCCAGGGAAAUGUCACUUUAUUGUCAAUGCUGCUUAAUCAACCAGACCUGACCACCUCCACCGACUCCACGUCCACCAUCACCGUGACCUCUACCACUGCCAUGGAGACAAGGUCCAGUCAUCUUGACCAAGACCACCACCUCUGCCACAACCAAACCUCUGCUCUGUUUGCUGCUGCGCAGAACGGACACACAGAAUGUGUAAAGCUGCUGCUGUCUGCAGGUUUGUCUUCUGAUGUUUUGGAUGAAAAUGGUUUCACACCUUUACACUUUGCUGCUGCUCACGGCCACAGCAGCUGUGUGGAGGCGCUGUUGUCUGCAGGAGCUGCUGUGGAUGCCACGGCUGCAGGCGGCCACACGGCACUCUUCUUGGCCAGUGAAGCAGGAAGACUGGACUGUGUUCGGACACUGCUGAACACCGGCGCUGAUCGCACACGCACUGCUGCAGACGGCUGCACGGCUCUCCACGCAGCGGUGCGCUCAGGGCACAUGGAUACUCUGUGCCUCCUCCUUCAGUCAGCUCAGGGUGACCCUGCUGUGACCUUUGACCCUUCCAGCACACUGAAACUGCCCUCUGCCCUCCUCAACCAGGCGAACAGUGACGGCUGGACGGCUGCUCACAUGGCUGCUGCCCAAGGCCUCAAGGAGUGUCUGGAGGUGUUGUGCAGCAACACUGAACAAGACAUCGACUGCAGGGAUAAAUGUAAUCGCACCAUUCAUGACGUGGCAACAGAUGACUGCAAAGAUCUUCUAGAAAACCUCUACUCGUACCGGGUCCUGGUGCGUCUGCAGUGUCCUGGUGGAGGAGGACUGGGCUCUAUGUGUCCUGUGGAGGCAAUGGAAGAGCGGGCGACAGGAGGUGAAGGUGGCCAGCUAAUCCUGGGCAGGAUUUCUGUUGACCACUCAACAGGCUGGGCUCAGCUGGCCGACGCCCUUGGCCACACCCUCACCUCCUAUCUCCAGUUUCUCUGCGGAGAGUCUCAGCAGACCACAGAGGAUGCACAGCACCUCCCACUGGGCCUUGGCCCAGCUAGCAUCGCUUCCAUCCUUAUUGGAGGCACUGAGUGGUUGCCAGGUCAGGAACUGCCUGUAUCCCCAUGGGACCUUGUCAGAAAGCCCCUCAGCCAACAGAUCACCAUCCGCCUCAAAGGUCUGUCUGAGUCGUGUGUGGAUGAGUUGGCUCUAGAAUCCCUCCUCCCCCUCCCGCUGCUGCACAACUACAUCCGACUGGUGGAACAGUAUGGGAACCUCAUCUUUCAUGGACUGGAGGGCAGCUGUCAGGAAUACAUUGCCAAGCUGGUCGCUUGUUGCAUCAAGUCCAAGCAGGAGGCGGGUGGAUUUGGCUGUGACGUGGUGAGGGUGGAGGUGGAGGAGAGUCUGACCAAAGAACAGCUGCUGGAGACUUUUGUCAGCUGUGGGUUCCUGGUGCCAGCAGUAGGGUCACAUGUUGCAGCGCGAGACGUUCAUAAUGGUCACUGUGUGGUUCUGCUGCUUGAAGGACUGGAGAAGACAUCUUCUCUGUCUGGCUUGCUGGGUGACUUGUGCCACAGUUUGGACAACAGGUGCUCAGCCGCUCCCCUGCUCCUGCACAGCGUACCCCACUACUUCCAUGACGGCUGCUUUCUUAUUGCCACACUGUCAAAGCCCUACCUCCAGGGUUCAGAUCUCCGCCUCCAGCAACACUUUCGCUGGGUGACGCUGCGCUGGGACCAGGAGCCGCUGCAUGGCCUGCUGGGAAGACAUUUUCGCAGGAAGCUGCUGUGUAAGAUGGGUACAGGGAUUUUGGUCCAUGAAGGCAUCAUGGAGCGUUCAGUAUUGUGGAUAAACCAGGUUUGGCAGCAGUUGAAUGCUUGUCUGUCUCGCCUGGGUACCCAUGAAGCUUUGCUGGGCCCACAGCUCUUCCUGUCUUGCCCCAUAGUGCCACACAACAUACAGGCCAUCAUCAGGUGGCUAGCUCGGCUCUGGAACGCCGUGGUGGUUCCGCGUGUAGAGGAAGCCAUCAUCUCCCGGCUAACAGCUCGACGUUGUUCCGCCUCCUCAUUGACGCCUUCUCCACGAUUGUCUCCUGGCAACUGUGGGUUAAGUUUGGGUCAGCAGGCCAUAGUGAAAGCUGCCCUCAGCAUUCUUGUCAACAAGGCUGUUCUUGUGGGCUGCCCUCUGCCUCGACAAGAGAUUGAUAAGUACCUGUUGGAGUUUAGAGGCGGGUCCUUCCCUUUGUCAGCUGUUGGUUCCUACAAAGGAACUGGAGGCGGAGCAGGCAGAAAGGGACGGGAUAGCGGCAAGUUAAGACGAGCCAAUACCAGUCCAUGGAAGAAGGAAAACUCCACCUCCAGCUGGAGCUGUAGUGGGUCCUUCAGAGAGGGUUCAUUGUCCAGCACUGUCAGCUUCCCUUCAAAUGGCAAAGUCCACAGAGAGGUGGCGGUGGGUCCGCCAGUGUUCUCUGAUGAUGAGACUGACUUGAUCAGAGAACUGCAGACCAUGUGCUCCAGCAAGUCUGAGCCAGACAUCAGUAAGAUUUCACACACAAAAGAGGACUUGAUUGUGUUCUCCAGCUCAGCGAGCAGUGACACACCACCGAACCAGACUAAGCAGGAAGUUGCCAUCCAACCUCGACCACAGAUGGCUUCUGUCCCUCAGUCCAGCUGCAGUUCAAGUCCAGGCCCACGGGUCAAAUCGCAACUCCCCGUCCCCAGCAGCAGGGGGCAGCAGAAGCGAACCACCACCACCAGCAGCAGCACCAGUGGCAGCAGCAGUCCCAGUCGAACCCAGAUGUCCAACAAUCGCAGCAGAAGCAGAUGCAGCAACAAAGAUAAGCAGGCUCCACGCAGCAGCAGCACUAACCACUACUAUCAGAACAACAUCGAUAACAACCACGAGGACAUCUGGAUCCUCCACCGAAACCUCCAUGAAAACAAAUAGACAUCUUGCUUCUCUAAAUGAAUCCACUGUACACCUCCCUCCAUGAUGUAAAGACUUGGUACCAGCCAACUUUGACCUUUUAGUAUUUGUACUUAUCUCUACUUGUUGCACUGUACUACAGUUGUGUACUUGGGGACCACAGGAUUAUUCUAUUACAGUACUGAAGUUUUGAUUGUUGUGAUAAAGAAUGAAUGAAGGUCCUGCAACAGGUUACUUUACUGUUGCCUUAUUCCAGUGUUUGAACCUGUGUAUUACCUAUGGAACAAUAUCCAGUGUAAGUGUGCUCUAAGUAUUUGACUGGUGGUAAUGGCCACAGAACUGACAGUGUUUUUGUGUACUUGCAGAAAAAUACUCUAUAGAUCAGUCCCACUGGGAUAAGGCCGCCAUGAUGCAGGUCUGACUGUGGUGACUGCUGAUCUGAAACAGUUUGACCCAUUCAGAGCAGCAAAACUCUUAUUCAGACUUGGCUCAGACUCCUCCUUACAUUUACUUGACUCUGUUAAACCUCGUCCAUGCCACAGUUAGCGCAGAGACAGUUGUGCCCAAGCAGCCAGCUGCGGUCGGCACAUUUGAAGGCCGCAUGCUUACCUGUGCAGUUGUUGGAGAUUGUUAGUUAUGGCAGCUGGACAGUCCGUUUGUCUGCAAAUUGUGAGGCUGUGAACUGUGCACCGGUUUUAGCUAACACUAGCAUUGAUAGAGGUAUUUCAUUGGUUAGGAGAUGUCGAACGCGGCACCCAGCAGUGUCCAGUGUGUAAAUGCAGCAGAGCUCAGGUCAUGUUAACAGAUCUGAGACAAACUAGAACAUCCUGAGUCCAUAUUCAGUGAACACGUGUUAAAGCUGCAGUGCCUGUUUGAAAAAGGGGUAUGACUGAAGGUAGCCGCGCAGGCAUUAACAUUUGCUGAAGAGCAUUUUUGGAUUAAAGAAA